Messenger RNA from Lotus japonicus, 3033 nucleotides. RefSeq lists its product as uncharacterized. Gene Ontology annotation, molecular function: protein binding. NCBI's taxonomy places the organism in Eukaryota, Viridiplantae, Streptophyta, Magnoliopsida, Fabales, Fabaceae. The record is from RefSeq and is a predicted model, not a curated record. Bases 266 to 2818 code for a protein of 850 amino acids. The transcript is spliced from 12 exons.
AUGGAACAGAAUGGUCAGCAUCCCAAAAACAAGGCCAUGAUGUUAAAACGCGGCGUUUCUCUCUCUGAGGUCUGAGCAGCCACGAAUGAAUUAUCAUGGGACCUGCGAAUUGAUAUCUGCGAAUAUCACUGCUCGAUCUUCUUGUCGUUGAUUGUCAUUGACACACAAUUAAACACAAUGAGAAUGACACUGUCUCUCUGUGUUUGAUCUCUUCUCUUCUCUUCUCUUCUCUUCUGCAUUCAUUCAUUCAUUCAUCCUGGCGGUGAUGGAGGACCCUCAGUUCCCGAACGACCAUCCACCAUUCGAACAUCCCAAACACUCCGACAACACCACCGAGUUGGGCGCUCUCGAUUGCAACCUCGCUUCCCUCUGCGAGCAUGUCCAAAUUGAAGGUUUCAAUUCCGGUUCUUUCUCCGAUAUCGUCGUCAAUGCAAUGGGCUCCUCUUAUCACCUCCAUCGUCUCAUCCUCUCCCGCAGUUCGUAUUUCAGGAAUAUGCUUCAUGGACCUUGGAAAGAAGCCAGUGCUCCUGUUCUGACUCUGCAUGUGGAUGAUAAGAACGUUAAUGAUGAGGCAAUUGCAAUGGCUUUGGCAUAUCUAUAUGGGCACCACCCUAAACUUAAUGAUAAUAAUGCAUUUCGUGUUCUUGCUGCUGCUUCUUUUCUUGACCUUCAGGAUUUAUGUGCAAUAUGUACAGAUUUUAUCAUAUCUGAGCUGUGGACUUCUAAUUUCUUGGCUUAUCAGGUGUUUGCGGAGAACCAAGAUUAUGGUAUUCAUGGGGAGCGUGUUAGAACUGCUUGUUGGGGCUUCCUUUGUCAAAGUGGUUGCAUGGAAUUGAAAAUGGUUCUUCCUAAACUUUCAUCUCAAACAUUACAUGCAUUACUGAGCUCUAAUGAUCUAUGGAUACCCAAUGAAGAGAAGCGGUUUCAAUUGGCUUUGCACGCAUUCCUGGCAAAAAGUGCUAACUGCAAGGUCGAACAUCCUGCACAUGGAAUCUCUGGUUCUGAGUCUGAAACUGGUAUUCAUUCUGAUUCUGACAACUCCAAGGGAAAAAGUGUAACUGACACCGGCACUAGUAAGAGACUGGAAACUGACAUGGGGAAAAUGAGUCUUGAAAGUGAUAUAAAGGACCCUAGCCCUUCUAAUCUUCUAGUUGAGAUUGCAGACUUCAACAAUAGGGUUUCUGAUUCCAAUCAACAGGUUCAACAAGCUUCAUAUGUCAGUUCAUCAAACCUGAAUCCGGGGUAUCCUUGUGACAUUGAAGGGCCUACGUUGGGUAAUUCUUUGUCUGAUACAGAUGGGAUGAGAACAUCAUGUUAUGUUGAGGUGCCUCUUGGUACUGAAGCAACUGGUUUGGGAACCACUGGAGUGGGUAUUGAAGGGCCAUCUGGGGAAGGACCUUGCUGCCAUUUGGAUAAUAGUAAUUGGUCAGUUAGAGAUCAGUCAAGACAUUGCUUUGCAUCGAGUUCUUGUAAUGGGGUCACAUCUAGUGAUUGGGGAAGAUACAAUAUUGUUGGCAGAGGACAGCUUAAAGCUUAUCCCAGAGGAGACUAUAGAGAUCAUGGAAAUGAAUACAAUGUAUUUCUUAGUACAUUCGAAGGAGAUUCCCUUUUAUAUUGCAAUAUGUCUUUUGAUGCACUUCUAAAUGUCAGAAAGCAUCUUGAAGAGUUAGGGUUCCCUUGCAAAGCUGUAAAUGAUGGUCUGUGGCUGCAGAUGCUUCUUAGUCAGAGGGUACAAGAAAUUGCGGCUGAUACAUGCAAAGUUUGCUCCCUUUUGAAUAGUGCUUGCACUUGCAUGAAGCAGUUUGCAUUUUCACAUGGAUCUACUACAUCCGGAUCUUACAUGCAAGAACAUAAUCAGAACAAUAUGCCUGGGAAUGUAGGAAAUAUAUAUGUCGCCGAAGCUUCUACAGGCGAAAGAAAUGCCCCUUCUAGACAUGUACGAGUACAUGUUAGAGGCGCUAUUGACGGUCUUGCAGGCCUUGGCCGUGGAACUACAUUUGUUCCUGCAUCUGCUUCAGCUCCUACAAGAUUUGUCUUUUCUCGUGUACCGUUUGGUGUUGGCAAUAGAAGCCAGCCUCAAUCUGCAGCCAAUGAUGAUUCAGAGAUCCGUCCUGACCUCAAUGGAGACCUGUCUGGAGAUGGGUUGACAGCUUUGGUUGGGCUAAGCCAGGGAGGGAAUACUGGAACAAAUGUACAUACAGAGCUCACACAAAGGGGUUAUGAAAUGGGCUUGCAAAGCAAUAUGUCUGGGACUACUGCUGGAGGUGUAAGCACUAGUGGCAUUGCAAUGCAGAUGCUAGAGACACCAGAACAUAACAUUGGUUUAGAAUGGGAGAAUGCCAACAAUUCUUCUAUAUCAUUGGAUUUGAAAACACCUUUAAGCCAUUUUCCUCCUUUUCGCUUUGGUGUUUGUUUUGAGGAUGUGCAUAGGCUUGGUGAUGGCCAGGUGAAGCAUUCUCCAGAAGUUUUUUAUGCUGGUUCUUUAUGGAAGGUCAGUGUACAAGCUUCCAAUGAUGAUGACCGCCAGAGACCGCGUACCCUUGGGUUGUUUCUUCACCGUCGAAAGGCAGAGAUAUCUGAUAUACAUAGAAAGGUACAUAUGUAUGUUGACUCACGUGAAAAGGUGACCGCACGCUUUCAGUUGACGUGCCCAUCCAAGAGGGAAAUAAUGGUUUUUGGAAGUUUCAAACAAACGGGUACUCUUCUGCCUAAAGCUCCUAAAGGAUGGGGUUGGCAAAGUGCUCUGCUAUUUGAUGAGCUUGCUGAUCUUCUCCAAAAUGGGGUCCUGAGGGUCAUUGCUGUAGUACAGCUUGUUUGAAUUUAACAGGUUAAAUAUCAAGUUCAUCGCAUACCAUAGCUGAAAAAUGCUUUGUGAAAGGAUAAAAUUUCUUUCUUUUUGUCCAGAGAUGAACGUUGGUUAAGGCCUUAAUUGUACAGAAUAAAAAAUUGAGAAUUAUGAAGCUGCAUAUGUUAUUUUAUGGACAGCAUAUGAGUGUACUAUACAAUACAUAGUUACAUACCAUUUUUCUCUGC